ACGGAAUGUGGGCGUUAGUGUUUUCUCCUGUCGUCUUCAUUUGUUAUGUGUUACAUAUGCUACUGCUGUUAUACAUCUUUGCUCGAAUACAGAUAGGACUAAGUCUUUGUGAACACUGGAUCUUCUGACGCUUUUGAAAUAAGUAGACAACCACAUUGUGACCAACAUGCAAACGGACGAUAUAAUCCAGGCUGUGGGCAGCUUGGACCUGUUCCAGUUCGUGAUGAUGUCGUACGUGUUCGGAUCCCAGAUGCUGAUGGCCUGGGCCAUGCUGAUGAUGUCGUUUGCGGGCACUGCUCCGGAUUGGUGGUGUGUUCCAGAACGAGAUCCGUCUGUGAAUGGGACAUCGGUCAACUACAUGAACAAUGUCACCUCCAGCUUCUGUCCCCCCUCCGGCAACAUCACCUGUCACUUUGUCUACAGCCAGGACAGAAACACAGUUACCAACGAGUGGGAUCUUAUCUGUGAGAGAAGCCUGUUCAGGCCCCUUAUCACGUCCAUACAGAUGGGCGGGGUGCUGAUCGGGGCCUUCUUCGGUGGACAGUCCGCUGACGUCCUCGGACGGAAGUGGACUUUCUACAUCAGCCUGGUCCUCCACGCUGGUUUCAACCUGGUGGCGGCGUUCUCCACGAGCUGGCAGAUGUUUGCAGCAAUGCGUUUUCUAAUCGGGUCGAUGAUUGGCUCCUUGUUGGUGGUCCAUUAUCCAUAUUUCUUGGAGUUUCUGGGGACAAAGUGGCGACCUAUCUCCUCCGCAAGUCCAGUUUGGAUGACGGGUGUAUGUAUAUUUGCUCUGUCCAGCUGGCUGAGACCUGACUGGUCGCAUCAACACAUCAUACUGGCUGCACUUCAUGUACCGUUCUUCACAGGCUGGUUCAUAAUCCCAGAAAGUCUCCGUUGGCUGGCUGUGAAAAGACGUCUGGAGGAGGCCGAGAAGGUGGUGGAUCAGAUGAGUCGAUACAACAAAAGACCGAAACCCUCCAACACGUCACAGCUGCUGAAGGAGGUGGCGGACGAGGAGGAGAUGCAGAGAGCAUCUGGGAAGAAGUACACCUACCUGGACAUCUACAGGGAGUGGCGCAUCUGCCGGAAGUCUCUGAUCGUACAGUUUCUCUGGAUGUGUCUGUCGAUGGUGUACUAUGGGAUAUCAUUUGGAGUUGGAAAACUCUCAGGCAACUUAUAUCUGAACAUCUUUCUACUGUCAGUUGUGGAGAUCCCAGCUGCUGUGGGUACUUUCUUCAUGAACAACAAAUUGGGCCGAAGAUGGACCUCAUUCACUUUUUUUUGUCGGCGCACUGACCUGUUCAUUUGGCGUAGCCAUUACAACAAGAACAGCCUCUGUGGAGAACCAAGGAGUUAUCAUUAACGUCUUGGCGAUGGGAACCAAAGUUGCAGUUGGUGCUGCUUGGUGUAGCGUUCAGCUGCUGUCGAGUGAGAUAUACCCCACAGUCACAAGAAAUCUCGGGUAUGGAGCAUGCAACACGACGGCCCGAAUUGGCGGCAUAAUCGCGCCCUUCAUUUUUGCCAUGGAAGGUGAUGACGUCUUGGUGCCAUUCAUCAUCGUUGGCUCGACCAUGUCUCUCUGUGCAGUGUUACCUCUUCUUUUGCCGGAGACAAAGGGCCUACCCCUGCCCGACACCAUCAGUAACAACAAGCCACGUGGACUCGCCCCAGUGGCGCCCUCUGAGAAGGAAAAGACAAAGGUUCAGUCGUGAUUAAGAUAUCAGUCGACGUUUAUUCGUGAAGGCGCGGACAUGCCUACAAAGACAUAGUUACACGGAAUCUUUAUGACCACAGCACAAAGAAAUUGAUACAUUGAUCAAUAUAUUUUAUGAUGGUUAUAAUAAAAAGCUAUGAAAACCC
Molecule: messenger RNA, 1860 nt
Organism: Haliotis rubra (blacklip abalone)
Lineage: Eukaryota; Metazoa; Mollusca; Gastropoda; Lepetellida; Haliotidae
Product: organic cation transporter protein-like
Exons: 9
Coding region: 167-1363 (398 amino acids)
Biological process (GO): transmembrane transport
Cellular component (GO): membrane
Molecular function (GO): transmembrane transporter activity
Source: RefSeq, a predicted model, not a curated record